Messenger RNA from Trifolium pratense (red clover), 1717 nucleotides. Its product is annotated as phytoene synthase 2, chloroplastic-like. Lineage: Eukaryota; Viridiplantae; Streptophyta; Magnoliopsida; Fabales; Fabaceae. The record is from RefSeq and is a predicted model, not a curated record. The coding region runs from base 226 to 1392 and encodes 388 amino acids. The transcript is spliced from 6 exons. Gene Ontology annotation, biological process: carotenoid biosynthetic process. Gene Ontology annotation, molecular function: geranylgeranyl diphosphate synthase activity.
AUUUAACUUCUAUCUAUCUACUAUAUAACCAUAUAUCUUAGUCUAAUGAUUGAUACAACACAAUUCAGAGUGCAAAAGAAUCAUAUAGUUGAAAUAUCUUCCUCCACACUCACUUGACAGCAAUACCUUAAAAGUCCUACUCAAAUAAGCCACUUAUUUGGUGUCUGCUGAUUGAGUGAUUCCUCUCAAUUCAUCUGUUAAAGCUUCAGAUUAGAAAUAGUUUUAAUGAGUAUACCAUUUUCUGUGGCAGCUAAGCCUUCCACUAUUAGGACUAAUAGGAAACCAUGUUGUAGAAAGUAUGAUGUUAUUGUAAGAUCAGAAUUAACCAUGGCUCCAAAACAUAGAACAACCACCUUGUUUCCUCAGUUGUCAAAUCAAGGAGUUUCUGUUGCUGAUUUACAUGUACAAGAAGUUGUUGAAAAACAGUCUCAAACAACCAAUUUUGACACUCUAUGUUCUAAUUUUAAGCCACAGUUUGAGCCUAGUUUUCUCAAGGAUGCCUAUGAAAUGUGUAGAAACAUUUGUGCAGAAUAUGCCAAGACAUUCUAUCUAGGAACUUUGCUUAUGACUGAAGAAAGACAGAAGGCUAUAUGGGCUAUAUAUGUUUGGUGCAGAAGGACAGAUGAGCUAGUUGAUGGUCCUAAUGCCGACUAUAUGAGCUCUGCUGUUCUUGAUCGGUGGGAAGAUAGAUUGGAUGACAUUUUCAAUGGACAACCCUAUGAUAUGCUUGAUGCUGCUCUUACUGAUACAGUUUCCAAAUUUCCCUUAGAUAUUAAGCCUUUUCGGGACAUGAUAGAAGGUAUGAGAAUGGAUACAAGGAAAACGCGAUACAAAAAUUUCGAAGAAUUAUAUCUAUACUGCUACUAUGUGGCCGGAACCGUUGGGUUGAUGAGUGUUCCGGUAAUGGGAAUUGCCCCGGAGUCCCUCAUCCCUGCUCAAAGUGUUUAUAACUCAGCAUUAUAUCUUGGUAUUGGAAAUCAACUCACAAACAUUCUUAGAGAUGUUGGCGAAGAUGCUUUGAGAGGUAGAGUGUACCUUCCACAAGAUGAACUUGGUGAGUUUGGUUUAUGUGACAAAGAUGUUUUCUCAGGAAAAGUGAGUGAAAGAUGGAAAGAGUUUAUGAAACAGCAGAUUGCAAGGGCAAGAUUCUACUUCAACUCUGCAGAAGAAGGAGCUUCUCACCUUGACAAGGCCAGCCGCUGGCCGGUUUGGUCGUCAUUAAUAUUGUAUCGAAAGAUCUUAGAUGCAAUUGAAGACAACGAUUAUGAUAAUUUAACAAAACGAGCGUAUGUAGGACGAACUGAGAAGUUUGUGUCUUUGCCUGCAGCUUAUUCUAAAUCUCUCUCAAUUCCCAAAACGGAGUCGCAUCCUUCCUUCACGAGGCUUAUGUAGCAAGCUUGUACACAAAAGCUAGCGUUAUUUGUUUAUUGUGCAAAAUGCAUACGACAAAUUAAUAACGAGAAGAACAAUUUGCUGAUUACAGACCAGUUUGGUAUUGAACAGUUUUACUAUUCAUCAAUGGUAUCAAAGUUAGAAAUUCAAGCCAUAUGGAAGCAAAGAUGUAUGACAGAAUAUAUUUAUUCUGUAAUUAAAUAAUAAAAUUGAUGACAGUGUUGUAUUAACCGGCGGAAUUGACAGGUGAACCUGUCUCAACUACUGGUUAUGAGUGAUAAUACAAAUUAUACAAAUAUAUAAAUAAAAUACCUUCUUCACUGCA